GGCGAGGAUUGAGGGGUGGGGCAUGCGUGAUAGGGCGAGGUGCGGCCGCACGAGGAGGCGCAUGCGCGCUAGGACCACCGUGGCAGCUUGAGGGAGGCCUAGUGGCCUGUCCGGGGCAAAGGCUCCCGCUCUCCACACCCCUUUGCCAGACAUGCAUUGUCCUUAGGAAAACUUAAAUGGAAAAGCAUCAGCUGGAGAUUUCUCCUUUAUAAAGUGGAAUACGUCUGCUUAAUGUGAAGGAUGAACAUGCCACGUAGGGACUUAAUAUGAAUGGCAAAGGCCUGUCACCAUGAGUCCGGCAUCUCAUUAGUCAUCCUAGACCUCCCCCAGAGUUUUAUGACUGACAAGAUGCAGAUACUACGACACUCCGAACACACACUGAAAACAGCUCUCCUCUCAAAGAACCCGGUGCUCGUGUCACAGUAUGAGAAGUUAGAUGCAGGGGAGCAACGGUUAAUGAAUGAAGCCUUCCAGCCACGCAAUAAUCUGUUUGAACCCAUUACUGUGCACUCACAGUCAGACUGGAUCUCUUCCCACCCCGAGGCUCCCCAAGACUUUGAACAGUUUUUCUCUGACCGCUACAGAAGGGUUCCCUGUCCAAAGAAACACACUAUCUACAUUCAGUCCAUUGGCUCUCUAGGCAACACCAGAGUGAUCAGUGAAGAAUAUAUUAAAUGGCUCAAGGGCUACUGUGAAGCAUUUUUCUAUGGUUUGAAGGUGAAGUUCUUAGAACCAGUUUCAGUGUCUGCAACCAAGUGUUCCUUUAGAGUGAAUGAGCACACACAAAACCUACAAAUCCACACAGGGCAUAUCCUGGCAUUCUUGAAAAAGAAUAAACCGGAAGAUGCCUUCUGCAUCAUGGGGAUAACAAUGAUCGAUCUCUACCCUCGGGACUCAUGGAACUUCGUCUUCGGACAGGCCUCCUUGUCAAGUGGUGUGGGCAUAUUCAGUUUUGCAAGGUAUGGCAAGGAUUUCUACACCUCGAAAUAUGAAGGCAGUGUGAAGACUCCACAUCUAACAUCUUCCAAUGACUAUUCCAUUUUUGAUAACUAUUAUAUCCCUGAAAUCACUAGUGUUUUGCUGUUGCGAUCCUGUAAGACUUUAACCCAUGAGAUUGGACACAUACUUGGACUUCGACAUUGCCAGUGGCUUGCGUGCUUAAUGCAAGGCUCCAAUCACUUGGAGGAAUCUGACCGGCGUCCUCUAAAUGUUUGCCCUAUCUGUUUACGGAAGCUGCAGAGUGCUAUUGGCUUCAAUAUUGUGGAA
Messenger RNA from Mastomys coucha (southern multimammate mouse), 1266 nucleotides. RefSeq names its product archaelysin family metallopeptidase 2 (gene Amz2). The record is from RefSeq and is a predicted model, not a curated record. NCBI's taxonomy places the organism in Eukaryota, Metazoa, Chordata, Mammalia, Rodentia, Muridae. Gene Ontology annotation, molecular function: metallopeptidase activity. Gene Ontology annotation, biological process: proteolysis. The transcript has 8 exons. The annotation marks the transcript as partial.